This is a messenger RNA of Penicillium argentinense, 792 nucleotides long. RefSeq lists its product as uncharacterized. Bases 1 to 792 code for a protein of 263 amino acids. The record is from RefSeq and is a predicted model, not a curated record. NCBI's taxonomy places the organism in Eukaryota, Fungi, Ascomycota, Eurotiomycetes, Eurotiales, Aspergillaceae. The transcript has 3 exons.
AUGGCGGGCCCCGUGCCCGUGGAUUGUUAUGCCGUGCUGGGCGUGGGCUUCGGUGCCACAGCCCAAGAAAUCAAUACAGCUUAUAAGAAGCUCGCCCUCAAGUAUCACCCUGAUAAAUGCGGUGAAACUGACUCAGAUCGAUUUCGCGAUAUCGCCGAGGCAGCCGAGGUCCUUCGUGAUCCCCACCGCCGCCUGGAACAUGAUCAGUCGCUGGGCUAUACCCUCUACCCCAAACAAACCUUCCAUAAGUACAAUCCUCGAGGCGAACGGCCUCCCGACCACAGAAACAACAGGCAUUAUGACCGAGGCGGAGCCGACAACAUCUACUGUGAAAUGGGGCGCGCUGACGAACGCUACAUGCAUUCGUACGGCUCAAGCGUUCAUAUGGAUCCCCACUCCGAGCAGUCAAAGGAAGAGUCCGCGUGCAAAGCAGCCGCGGCCGAGGCUUGGGCAGCGGAAUAUGCAGAAAUGCAAGCCGAGCAUGAAGCAGAGAUGUCCUCCGACCUGAACGACCAUGAAGACGAUGUGGAAGCCGCACCCGAAGCAGGGAUCAAAGCUACGAUGGAGGAGGAAGACCCCUCAGAACCCUCCACAUGCGACGGUGUUAGGGUUGAUGACCCGCUCGCAGACUGGGACAAUAGCUCCCAGCCGCAAUUCGUUACGGCCAUAGGCCCACUUGCUCCUUUCGUUCCGUACUUCAACGCCCGGUUGAAUGACCCAAACGAUAUGUACACUAUGGAGGAUAUGUUCCGGGAGCUUCACUGCAUGCUUUUCCGCAUUUAUGUUGGCUGA